This is a messenger RNA of Centruroides sculpturatus (bark scorpion), 3281 nucleotides long. RefSeq names its product patched domain-containing protein 3-like. Gene Ontology annotation, cellular component: plasma membrane; cytoplasmic vesicle membrane. The record is from RefSeq and is a predicted model, not a curated record. Gene Ontology annotation, biological process: endocytosis; molting cycle, collagen and cuticulin-based cuticle. The transcript has 5 exons. Bases 77 to 2620 code for a protein of 847 amino acids. NCBI's taxonomy places the organism in Eukaryota, Metazoa, Arthropoda, Arachnida, Scorpiones, Buthidae.
UUCUCCGGGCAAUUCGAUAAAAUCUCUGGAACUUUCACACAUGUAUUCAGAAAUCUCAGCAGUACACUCGUGAAUAAUGAAGCAUAAUUACGUCGUUAGGAGCCUGUCAUCCAUCUUCUAUAGAAUUGGUUACCACAUCGGAUACUGCCCUCAUAUCUACGUUGUAAUGGCGCUUAUAACAUUGAUAACCUUGGGGUUUGGAAUUCAUAAAAUUUCCAUGACAAGGGACAUCGAAUAUCUGUUUACGCCAGACAAUUCGAGGAGCAUAGUGGAAAGGAAAUGGGUGGAAAACAUGUUCCCCGGAAAGAUCCCGACUGCUUACGAAAUGUCUAAGCGUACAAGGUAUGGAAAAUUCGGUUCUAUUAUAAUUGAAUCGAAGAACAAGUCGAGUAUGUUGGAUGACGCGGCCAUGAAAGAUGUGCUGACGUUAGACGGCAUCGUCAGAAACAUUACAUUUUACAUGAAUGACAAGUUUGUGGGAUACAGCGAUCUGUUUCCUAAGGAAUCUGAUACCUUCACUCGAAACAUGAUCUUGUAUUUCAAGAAAAAUGCCAAGAAAAUUAAACAAGGAAAAGUGACUAUUAGGUAUCCUACCAACAGAAGAGAUAACAGCUUUACCGUAUACGCAAUAAACAUCGGAGGAGUACACACAAAAGAUGAAAGAAUUGACGAUUUCAAAUCAUUCCGUUUGUAUUACACAAUGAAAUGCAAAACAAAGGAACAAAAUGAUUUGGCUUCUGCAUGGGAAGAACACUUCGCCCACGUAUUGUCGAAAGUACAUUUAAAAAACAUCAACUUUUACACUCUGACAUCACAUAGUUUAGGUGAUGACAUAACCAGUCCCCCUUACAGCGUUCUGGUGUUGUGUAUUUUCACCCUCUUGACGUCAUUAUACGUUAUACUUUCUUCUUUAUCAUCCGAUGUUAUAACCAGUAAACCUCUUAUGGGUUUAGCAGGAUAUUUAAGUCCCAUAUUUGCGACCACCACAGCAUUUGGAUUAUUGGUGUGGCUCCAGAAAGGUUUCGUUCGACUUAAUUUCAGCAUAUUCUUCCUGAUCUUAGGAAUUGGAAUUAAUGAUUAUUUUGUGCUUCUGGCAAAAUGGAGAAGGACGGAUAGAAAUGAUCACGUGAGGAAGCGUGUGGCCGAUACGUUUUCUGAAGUUGGAAUACCAAUUACCUUAACUUCUUUGGUCAACAUAUUGCUAUUUUCAAUUGGAUUUACGUCUUCUUAUGGAAUGGUCAAGAUAUUCAGCUUGUACAGUGUUGUAUCGAUUGUAUUCAAUUACGUAUAUCAGAUAUUCUUCUUUGGUGGAUGCAUGGCGCUGGAUGGAUACAGAGAAAAGCACAAUCUCCACUGCAUCUUGUUAACUCCCGUUACAACUAAACUGUCAGGUGACAAACGUUUCGAAGAAAGUAAAGAAUAUCACAAAGGCACAUCCGUGAUCAAAAAUUUCAUAGGAAGAUUAUUCGGUAAUUGGUGCGUGAAAUUCUUUUCCGUUCUUAUAUUUCUUUUUUACAUUUCGUGUGCCGUAUAUUUCGUUGCGAAAACCAAAGAAAAUUUCAACUUCCUCAACGUCUUCUCGCGCAGUUCGAAUACUUACAAGUACUUUUCAGCUCAACGUAAAUACUUUUCCGAAUACCCAUAUACGAUUCAAUUAGUUUUAAAUCAGACUCUGGAUUACUCUAAUUCCAACACGCGAAGAAAUAUCAAAGACAUCGUAUCCAACUUACAAUCCUCGCCGCUCAUAUUUAAUUUUUCCAUGUGCUGGUUCAACGAGUACCACAAAUUUAGUACGAACAAUCGCACCGGCUUCCUGUUCGAAAAGUACAACUUGACUGAUCCUAAGGGUUAUCUGGCAGGACUAAAGGAUGUUUUCUUGAAAUUUAAACCGUUCCUUUCGUUUAAUAACGAUAUUUUAUUCAACGAGAAGGGGGAUGAGAUUGUUGCAUCUAGGUGCUUUCUAGUUAGUCAGAACAUAAAAUCUUACGCUGAUGAGAAAUUACUGUUGGAAAGUGUGCGUACAAUAGCCGAUAACUCCAAAUAUUCUGUUUUUGCGUAUAAUAUGUACUUCCCCAUUUACGAACGAAAUUUAUACGUGUCCACAUACGCAACAACAAGCAUCAGUAUUGCUGCAGUAGUCAUCGCCGUGGUGUUUUCCGUGUUUAUACAAGACGUAACGUGCGUAUUACUUGUAAUGUUAACCGUAAUAUGCAUACAAGUGGCCACUGUGGGCUUCGUAACUCUGUGGGGUGUUAGUAUUAAUAUUGUAUCAGUUAUUAUUGUAUUCAUAGGUAUUAGUUUCAGUGUGGAAUUUUUAGCUCACGUAAUUUAUUAUUACAAAAGUUUAUUGGAAAAGGAUGCGGAUGAGAAGAUUAAAACUACAUUGCAUCACGUUGGUUAUGCAGUUGCUCAGGGAUUCCUUUCCAUCGUUCUUAAAGUUUCCAUAUUUUAUUUUAAUCCUAGUUAUAUGUAUCCGACUUGCUUUAAAAUUUUAUUAGUGAUGAUGAUUUUUGCGCUUUACCAUACUUUGGUAUUGAUACCCGUUGCUUUCAGUAUGGCUCAGUGCUUUACUUUGCCAUGGAAGAAACUGCUUCGAAUAAGUGACGAAAGACCCAUAUAAUUUUGAUUGACUCUUAAUGAUUAUUACCUAAUUACAAAUAACGUAAUGCAAUUAGCUAAUUGGUUUAGCGUCUGUCUAUCUAUAUCCAGGCGAUUAAGGCAUUAGCGUACUGUACUGAAGGAUCUGGGUUCGAGUUUCGAGGGGACUAGUGUUAAUUUAUUUCGAUAAUAAUGAAUUUCGGUGUCAACUAGCAAGGAGCUCACGUCGCAUAUUCGAAUAUCAUACUGUAUGUAAGCAUUUAAGAUACCAGUAUUCAAUGCACUUACAUAUAGUAUGACUUCAAAUAUACUACGUGAUUCCCCUUUGCUCUUGGAUACAGAAAAAUCAGGUAUUAAUGAUAGUAACUGAGGUUAUGAACCGAUCAUCAAAUUUGUACGUUGGUAGUUCAGGCGCUAAUGACUACCUUUCUAAUGAAUUUGGGUUAGAAUCUUCAGAAAUUUUCAGGUGGCCUAUGGACAUCAGAUAUAUCUUAUUUUCCAUUGCGUCCUGAAGGAACAGGUGAUGUGCUAUUUAUACUCUUUUUAAACCUACAUGGUAGAGAGUUUAAAAAAUUAUCUUUUGCUUUGUAUUGUAUAUAAACGUAUACAAUUUUAGUAAGUCGAUCAUGUAUAUAUACUGUAUAUAUAAAUAAAAGGCCUCGUCAAUCGGAGCAAUAAAAGUA